This is a messenger RNA of Fusarium poae, 2484 nucleotides long. RefSeq lists its product as uncharacterized. The transcript is spliced from 8 exons. Lineage: Eukaryota; Fungi; Ascomycota; Sordariomycetes; Hypocreales; Nectriaceae. The coding region runs from base 1 to 2484 and encodes 827 amino acids. Gene Ontology annotation, biological process: regulation of synaptonemal complex assembly; meiotic cell cycle. Gene Ontology annotation, molecular function: protein binding. The record is from RefSeq and is a predicted model, not a curated record.
AUGGCGCCGGCUAAUGUAUUCACUGCAGGACAGAUCAGGAAACUUGAGGGGAUUAUAGAGUUUGCUACAGAUCUUCUUUCCAGACUACCGAUCCCCCAUGACUCGAGCUCGAGCGAGGUUCUUCUUUCCGAUCUGAAUCACCAUAUAUCCUCGGCCAAUGCUUUGACUAAGAAACAAGCAGUACCGCCGACUGAUAUUGCAGAAGGAUUGAGAGAUGUUGGCAGGAGACUAUGGAACGAGUGUAUCAGAGAGAGAAGAAAAAAUGACGGCAUUCUGUCAUCAUCCUCGAGGAUCCAGCUGCAAGCACGCGCACGUGUUCUGGCCUUUCUUAUCCAUGCUUUGGCAAAAGAACCUCGGAGCGAUAAUGAGGGAAGCCGCGUCCAAGAGAUUGCAAGUAUGAUAGAGUUGUCACUUGCGCUGGCUAGAGUUUGCGUUGAAUCAUCCGAUCUGAAUGGCGCGCUUUUAAGCAUGACAAAGGCCACCGACUACAUCGACCGACUGAAGAUGGCGGAUGAUACAACUGCAGAAGACCAAGAACAGAUACAAAGGAUUGAGGCGGAAUACUUUGCGAUGCGAUGCGCCUUGUCGUGGAAACAAGGUUGUCUCGAUGUUGCCGAGCACAUGUACGCAAAAGCAGAUAGUCUCUUACGACAUGUUGAUUCAUCGUCCGCCGAAAGGCUGGCUGAUACGUUUCACUGCAUUGGAAGCGAACUCUUGUCCAGGGAAGAUCACAGCAUGGCUUUGAAAUGGCUGCGGCGGGCGCUCAAUAUCAUCAAAACACAGGAGCUGGAAAGACUAUCGACGGAAGGACUUGAACUUCGAAUGUCCAUCCAUCACGAACUCAUUCAAGCAUUGCUUGCUAUAGAUUCCGAAGAGCAUUUAGAAGAAGCGGACAAUCUCGUGUCGCAAGUGGAAUCCGAGAUGGGAGAUAAACCAAUUGUUCUCCAUUGGAAACUGGAAAUUAUUCAACGAUUUCCUGGGGAGCUUUUCGAUGCUGAUGAGUACGCAAGUAUUUUGCGACGUAUGAUCCGAUCGCUUACCCUUUCGGAUCCCGGGCUCGGACUUCUGCUACAUGGCAUUGAAGAAUUGCGCACAAGGGGACCUCGACUGGCAGUAGGUUUGAUGGAAGAGCUGAUAGCCAAGAAGCUGAUACCAUGUGGUAAUGUGGAAUGGGUAGGAAAAGCUGUAGUCCGACGUGUUUGGAUGGGCACAAUGGAAGCAGAUACGUCCAAGGGAGUGGGGGAUUUGGUCCGCCUGCUGGAUCAACUCAUUUGGAAGAGAGUCGAUGCAAGCUAUGCCAAAAAGCACUGCGAAGCUACUCAGGGAAAGUUUGGUCGAAGAAUGAUGCGCUGUGCUAUCUUAUGUGAGAAUGCAGAUUCUGCAUACACUGCUUUCAAUGCUAUGCCAACGAGUAUCCAGGAUGAACCUCUUACGAGAUAUCUCAUGUUCAAGGUGGCUCUAAUGAGCUGGAACCAUGAACUAGGACAUCAAUGUAUCAAGUAUCUGAGUGAGAUGCCAGACAAAUCCCAAUGUCAAGACAUCAUAUAUGCAUGUGUCAGGGAUGCACAGAAUGCCGGCGACAAACUAAUGACACUGGAGACUUUGAAAGCAGCGGUCGAAACAUUUGAUAUGGAGGGCUCUUCAACUGCGAAUUUGCCUUCGAUAUUCAGAUGUGCGAUACGACUGAUACACAUGAUUGAUGCCCCGCAGGAUGAACAUAUGGAUGGGGUUCCUGACCUUGCAGAAGAUACUUGUUGCAUGUUUGAGAGAGCAGCAGCAUUGAUCUCGCAAGCACGUACUGAGGACAAAGUAGAUGAGCAACUUCAGCGAUAUCUUGAAGCAAGAUCGCAUAUUUCAGAAUUUGACGCAUUCUUCAGUGAUCAUAUUCGGAGUGACCCAAAGUCUGGUAUUUACCUAGACUUACUGGCCAAAAUGUCAACGCUUUUUGUCUUUGAUUUUGAGAGUGCUAUCUGUCUGAAGCAGUGGGACGAUUCGAGCGAAAUCAUCAGAAAGGCCACAAUCUGCAAAGAUGAGACAAUGUACAAGGCUAUGGCAGACUGCCUGUUGAGGAGUGAAGCUCCGGGCAAUGUUGUGUACGGAGCAAUGCGUCUUAUUAUCAACGAAAUAUACCUACUAGAAGGUUUCGACAACACACGGCUGGCAAAGUACAUACGCUGCUUAUUCAAGGCUAUUUUGCCCCUGAACGAUGGUUUGGCCUUGCAAGUUGUCGAACAAGCAGUCAAGCUCGCACGAGAAGGAAGUCAAGUACAAACUCCUUUCCCGGCAGACGACUUGGACUACAUCGUCGCAGCAACUUUCAAUCAUGCCGUUGAUAUCUCUGGGAGGGGUGACGAAGGGCUAUGCCAACAAUGGGUUCUGAAAGCUCUGGAACUCGCAGAGUACAUGGAUGACGAGGGCGAUAUGAGAGAUAGUUUGCGCGAGAGAGCCGCUGAAAUGGGAUUAGGUAAGGAAGCUGUACUCUAA